Aspergillus pseudotamarii is the source of this 1600-nucleotide messenger RNA. RefSeq names its product male sterility protein-domain-containing protein. The record is from RefSeq and is a predicted model, not a curated record. Gene Ontology annotation, cellular component: peroxisome. The coding region runs from base 328 to 1572 and encodes 414 amino acids. Gene Ontology annotation, biological process: long-chain fatty-acyl-CoA metabolic process. Gene Ontology annotation, molecular function: alcohol-forming very long-chain fatty acyl-CoA reductase (NADP+) activity. The transcript is spliced from 4 exons. NCBI's taxonomy places the organism in Eukaryota, Fungi, Ascomycota, Eurotiomycetes, Eurotiales, Aspergillaceae.
UAAAUAUCCAAGCAAGCAAGGAUAUGAAAACUUUACGCCAAGUAUCUACAAGAGCUAUCUUUAUGGUCAAGUCGCAGCUUGCUCCAGCGCUAUUCGACUGAUCUGUUUAUGCUUGGCUUAUGUACAUGACGCGAUAAGGUUCAGCAUUUCGUCAUCAAAUGAGUCUGGUAGUGUGAUAUGGGGAUAGGAGUAUAUAGGCUAAGUGUAUUCUCCAUUCUAUAGAACGGCUUGGCCAAUCCCUCUUGUCGUCUGAAUCAUAUUUGACUUGGUUUGGAAGUUACCUUGGGGUCCCGAAUCUACAACUAUACCGCAGUAAGUACGCUCAAUAUGUUAGAGUACUACAAGAAUAAGUCCAUCUUUGUUACGGGAGCACCGGGGUUUCUAGGUACGGUAAUCAUUUAUCGCUUGAUAAGCUUGUGCGAAGUCCAGCAUGUCUACGUGCUUUGUCGAGGAGGAAUUCAGCGCUUGCGAUCCAACUGGAGUCAAGUAUUACCUGAAGAAAUAAUGAACACCCUAUGCGACCCUUCGCGAAUUACAGUAUUCGAUGGCGACGUCCGCUUGCCAGACAUGGGCAUAUCGAAGAACAAGCUUGACAUGGUGCGAACACAGGUGGAUGUUAUUAUCCAUGCGGCAUCUUCAAUUAACCUCGGUACACCUCUUGCUGGUCUGUUCGAUGUAAUUAUCCGGUCCAGUGACAUGAUCGGAGGCUUUGCUCUCUCAUGUUCAAAGCUUCGCCGGUUUGUAUAUAUUUCCACUGCGUACGCAAAUGGCCACCUCAGCCCCUCAAGUCACACAUGUGACAUUGAAGUUGAUGAGAGAGUGUAUGAUCUAGGAAGCUCCGCGACCGUCAUAGAGGAAUUGGCCGAGGUUGAAAGAUACGGCACUAGCAAGGCUUAUCAGGCGCAUGAGUUCCCUUGGCCAUACGCGUACGCUAAGAACUUGACUGAACGACUGCUAGUUCGCCGCUUUCAAGAUAAUAGGGCGAUGAACAAGUUGCUUAUCGUUCGUCCAUCUAUUGUUGGGCCUUCCCAAAGUGUACCAUACCCUGGCUUUUGUCUCCCUUUAUCCGCACCAAUGCUCAUGUUGGCGGCUGGGAUGACAUUGACCACAUCGCAGUAUAUGCGUAUUGGAACAAACCUGACCGACCCUGACUCAGAGGCAACGUUAGAUGGAGUCCCUGUUGACGUCGUUGCCGACCGAAUUAUCACGCACGUUGCUGCUGGUACAGCUGUCUGCAUCCAUGCUGUGAGCGGUGAGAGGGGAAGAUAUAAAACGCGCGACGUGUGGCAGCAAGCAAUGCAAUUCCGGCCAAUCCCCUGGGGCCUGAAGCUACAUUUUCUAUGUCGCCGUUAUAACCUACUUGGGGUCUCCUAUACCUUCUUGGAAAAGCGAACCGUGGAAUUGUCUAACACACUCUCACCUGAAGAACAUAAGGAACUUCAGCUCUUCACCCAAGUGCUGCACUUUCGUUAUAUUUUUGACCGGAUGGCUCCCAAGGAUGAGAUAUCGUGGCUAGCCGCCAAAGCCUCCGGCUACAUGUUUGGAGACCAGCAAAGAGUCAGCAAGCUGUGAAUUUCAUGCCAACGAUCUGGAUGGUCGA